AUGCGCUCCAGGUCCUUCGUGAAGCUCCAGCCACCACGGAAAGUGCUGAGUGGCCCUGGCUGUCCUUCCGGCCACAGCAGGGGCCUUGGCAGCCUCCUCCGGGACUGUGUGGGUCCGGAGCAGGGAAGAGGGAAGAGGAGAGCCCCGCCCCAACUCGGAUGGAUAGCGUCCCUUACGAAGUCCCCGGAAGCCUGCAGAGAUUGUUCCUGGCAUAUAGCGACACUGACCCUUCCCGCUUCCUUGGGCAACAAAGACCGUGCAUGGGACCGCGCUUUGGCACGGGCAGGCAUCGGGCUGCGGGGCGACCCGCACACCGUGGACUGCCGCGACCGCGGGCUGCCCAGCGUGCCCGACCCCUUCCCGCUGGACGUGCGCAAGCUGCUGGUGGCCGGCAACCGCAUCCAGCAGAUCCCUGAAGACUUCUUCAUCUUCUAUGGAGACCUGGUGUACCUGGACUUCAGGAACAACUCCCUGCGUUCGCUGGAGGAGGGCACGUUCAGCGGUUCGGCUAAGCUCGCCUUCCUAGAUCUCAGCUAUAACAACCUCACGCAGCUGAGCGCGGGCGCCUUUCGCUCCGCGGGAAGGCUGGUCAAGCUGAGCUUGGCCAACAACAAGCUGGCGGGCGUGCACGAGGCCGCCUUCGAGACUCUGGAGUCGCUGCAGGUGCUGGAGCUCAACGACAACAAGCUGCGCAGCCUAAACGUGGCUGUCCUGGACGCGCUACCCUCCCUGCGCACUCUGCGCCUGGACGGGAAUCCCUGGCUGUGCGACUGUGACUUUGCCCACCUCUUCUCCUGGAUCCAGGAGAACACGUCCAAACUGCCCAAAGGCCUGGACCAGAUCCAGUGCUCUCUGCCCACUGAGAGCCGGAGGGUGGCCCUGCAUGAGCUGUCUGAGGCCAGCUUCAGUGAGUGCAAGUUCAGCCUAUCGCUCACGGACCUGUUUAUCAUCAUCUUCUCAGGCGUUGCUGUCUCCAUCGCCGCAAUCAUCUCCAGCUUCUUCCUGGCCACCGUGGUGCAGUGCUUCCAGAGGUGUGCCCCCAACAAAGACACCGAGGAUGAGGAUGAGGAUGAGGAUGACUGAGUCCCUCUUCUGUUUGUUCCUCAUUGUCCUGUCCCUACCAGUGUUGCCUCUGUUAGAGGGGGAAAUACAGAGAAGUAUCAGCCAAUGCUAGUGAGUGGACAGAGCCUGCUCUGUGUCUGGGACCCCAGUGCCCACUGGGGCCUGGACCUCAGAGUUCAGAAUCAGCAUCUUGCAGAAGCCCAGGAAGGAGGGAGGCAUGGUUCCCUAGCAGAGUCCACUCAGGCCAGAGAUGUGUGUUGGGAAAAAAGUGGCCAGGUCACCUCCAUGGCUGCCUGCUGGAACUCUCCCAUGGAGACGUGGAUUUGUGGCCUCCAACUAUAAGGAUGCUUGUGCUGGUCUUUGACCUGCACUAGAAGACCAUGAGCCAUCUCCUUCCUCCUGAGUGACAGCAGCUUAUCAGCAGAGAUUCAGGGUCAAGUUCAGACCAUUCUCUGGGGGGCAGGAAGUCUCCUCUUUAUAUCGUAGGCUCAGCAACCUUGAAAUUUUAUACAAGAACAAAUAAAUUUCUGCGCAGUAGACAAUGUUUGUGCCCCCCACCCCCUGUGGGGUGGUAUUUUGAGGUGAGGCCUCUGGGAUGUGAUUACAGCACCCUCUGGAAUGGGGUGGAGAAUCUUUGGAUUCUGUAGAACCAGGGGUAGACACAGCAGGAAGCUGGCCAUCUCUGAACCAGGAAGGGGCCUCUCCAGAUCCCAGCUAUGUUAAGCCCGGCCCAUCCACUCCCAGCCUCCAGAACUGU
Molecule: messenger RNA, 1819 nt
Organism: Fukomys damarensis (Damara mole-rat)
Lineage: Eukaryota; Metazoa; Chordata; Mammalia; Rodentia; Bathyergidae
Gene: Lrrc38
Product: leucine rich repeat containing 38
Exons: 3
Coding region: 1-1083 (360 amino acids)
Cellular component (GO): voltage-gated potassium channel complex
Molecular function (GO): transmembrane transporter binding; potassium channel activator activity; voltage-gated potassium channel activity
Source: RefSeq, a predicted model, not a curated record